This is a messenger RNA of Brassica napus (rape), 2001 nucleotides long. RefSeq lists its product as uncharacterized. Gene Ontology annotation, biological process: DNA integration. NCBI's taxonomy places the organism in Eukaryota, Viridiplantae, Streptophyta, Magnoliopsida, Brassicales, Brassicaceae. The record is from RefSeq and is a predicted model, not a curated record. Bases 1 to 2001 code for a protein of 666 amino acids. Gene Ontology annotation, molecular function: nucleic acid binding. The transcript has 5 exons.
AUGCCCUUUGGUCUCACAAGCGCACAUGCGGCUUUCAUGCAUUUAAUGAAUGAAGUGUUUCACGACUACCUCGACAAGUUCGUGAUCAUUUUCGUUGAUGAAUCCCUGGUGUACUCGAGAAGUAAGGAGGAGCAUAAUGAGCAUCCGAGACUGAUUAUGGAGAGGCUACGAAAUCAGAAGCUAUUUGCCAAGUUCAGCAAAUACUCAUUUUGGAAGAGAGAGAUAGGAUAUCUGGGUCACAUAGUAUCAGGAAAGGGCGUGGCUGCUGAUCCAGAAAAGGUCCAAGCCAUACGGGAAUGGCCUCGACCUACCACUGUGACGGAAGUAAGGAGUUUUCUCGGACUUGAGGGCUAUUAUCGGAAGUUUCUUAUGGACUUUUCCUCCAUAGCAAAGCCUUUAACUAAACUUACCGGUAAAGGAGUUCCUUUAUUAUGGGUGGAAGAAACCGAGAAGGCAUUCAAGAAGUUGAAGGAAGCUCUCACGACCGCACCUGUGUUAGCUUUGCCCGAGCAAGUCAUCGCGUAUGCCGCACGACAACUACGAAAACAUGAGGAUAACUACAGUACACAUGACUUGGAGUUAGCGGCCGUGGUGUUCGCUUUGCGAAUUUGGAGAUCUUACUUGUAUGGAGAAGAAGUGGAGUCGAAGAAAGUGGGAGCAGAUUUAGAGAAAGAAGUGGAGCUGUUGAACCAGGAGUUGAAACAAGUGAAGUUGGUCGUUUUGGAAGGGCAGACAAGCGAGCCAUUGGGACUUCAAGCGGUGAACCAGGCCAGCUUGAUUCAGAGAAUUCGAGAAGAACAGCUUAGGGAUGAGAAGUUACUGAAGAUUGCUGAAGAAUUCAAAGGACAAGCCGGGCCAAAUAAUGUUGGAUACUACUUGGCGAAGGAUGGAACCUUGCUAAUUAAUGGGAGAAUCACGGUUCCUACAGGACAAGGGCUGAGAGAUGAGAUACUAAGGAUUGCACAUCAUUAUUUACUUAGUAUCCAUCCUGGAAGUUCAAAAAUGUACCGAGACGUGAGAAGAUACUUUCAUUGGCCGGGCAUGAAGAGGUUAACCAAGGUUACACACUUGUUGCCUAUGCGGAACACUGAUAAAGUUGAAGUGUUGGCCGAGCUGUACAUCGACCAAAUCGUGAAGUUACAUGGUGUACCCUCAGACAUCGUCUCAGAUCGCGAUCCAAGAAGCACGUCGUUCCAUCCAGAAACAGAUGGCCAAACGGAGAGAACCAUUCGAACCAUCGAGGACAUGCUUCGGAUGCGUAUUCUAGAUUGGGCCGGGAAUUGGGAGAAGCACUUACCGUUAGUCGAGUUAUCGUAUAACAACAAUCAUCAUUCGAGCAUAGGGAUGUCACCUUAUGAAGCGUUAUACAGAAUGCCAUGCAAAACACCUAUGUGUUGGACUGAAGUGGGCGAAAGGAGAAUGUUUGGGUCACCUAUUGUUCAGGAGACCAUGAUUAAGCUAGAGACGAUUCAGACCAACAUGAAGAAGGCUCAGGACCAUCAGAAGAAGUACGCAGACCAGUCAAGAAGAGAGGUAACUUUUGAGAUAGGAGAUUGGGUCUAUUUGAAGGUUACUGCACAAAAAGGGAAGGACAGAUUCGGCAAGGUCGGGAAACUUGCGGUCAGGUUCAUUGGUUCGUACAAGAUCAUCGGGAAAGUUGGUGAGGUAGCUUACCGUUUGGAUCUGCCAGAGGAUAUGCGUCUACAUCCUAUAUUUCAUGUUUCCAUGCUUCAGAAACAUAUACGGGAUCCAAGUGCUGUUGAACCCGAGAGACAAGAGGAGUUGAGGACAAACCUUACGUAUCCGGAAGGACCAAUCAGAUUGGGAGAACGGCGUAUUCGGAUGCUGAAGAAUCGAGAGAUUGCUCAAGUGCAAGUAUUAUGGGGAAGACAAAACAUGAUUCAUGUUACUUGGGAAGAUGAGGCGCGAUUUAAAACCGAUCACCCAGAGUUCUUCCGAGAGGAUGUUGUGAUGGAAGAAGGAGGCCCCUCAGACCCUUAG